AGAUCAGCCGUACCCUCACUUCUCACGAGUCUGAGGUGACAAAACCCACACUAUUAACACCCUGCAAACUCCAAUAAUUCAUGAUAGGAGAAUGGCGCAUCCUGAGGUUGACAACUGCCGAGCAAUUGAGUUUUUUGCAAUGGAGGACAAGCUUAGCAGAGCGGAGUCGGAGAUCGAAGAGCUAAAGCGGCGGCGAAAAGAGGACGCGCAGGCUAACGAGAAGGUGGUCAGCAUCUUCGCCGCCCGCGAGCAGAGCUGGAUGGCCGAGAGGCAGAGCCUCCGACGUCAGAUCGAGGCCCUGCUCGGUGAGCUCUGCGGCCUCAAAUCGAGCGACACAGAGUACGCGGCGAACUUAAAGACCCUGAGCGAGUCUUUGGAGGAGGAGUCGAAGAGGAGAAAGGUAUUGGAGGAGAAGGCUGAAUUCGGCGAGCAAAUGGCGGAGGAGAUGAGGGAGAGGCUCAAGACGGUGACGCAGGAGCACGCGGCCGAGCUGUGGAAGCACAAGGCGACGCUGGUGGAGCUGCUGUCGAACCAAUGCCGAAUGGAGUCCGAGAUGGGACGCGCGCUGGUGCAGGUGGAGGCAGCCAAGGGGAAGCUCGAGAUGGCGGUGCGAGAGAAAGAUGCAGCGGCGGAGGCAGAGGCGAAGCUGUCGGAGGAGUGCGCCAUGAUCCGGAAAGACUGCGAGCAGAAGGACAAAAUCUUGGGCGCGGUGCUGAGGAAAUCUAAGCUCGAUGCGACUGAGAAGCAGGUGCUGCUCAACGAAGUGAAGUUGCUGAGAGCGAAGAAGACGCAAGCUGAGGCAGAGAUGAGGAGGUGGAGGAAGAUGUGGGAGUCGUCGAAGCGCAGAAAUGGCAACCCGAAGCAUCUGCUGCCGGAAUACCUCGAAGCCGAGGGAAAGAGAGGUCGGUGCUCUUCUCCGUCCAUGUGCUCGGAUCUUCCAUUGAGCGAUGGAAGUUAUGAGCCAGAACUCGAUGACUUGCAGGAGCUACAAGACUGGGUUCGAACCGGGAAUGAGAAGCAUGCGAGCAUCAUCAAGCAGAGGCAUCAUGCAGAGGUAGAGGCAUUCAUAGAGCAGAUGAGGCAGAAAGAAGAGACGUUGGAAACUUACCAGCGGCAGGUUCUGGGGAAGGCACUGGAAAUAAAAAUGCUUCAGUCUCACAUAGAAGGACUUGAUCGGAGUCUGUCUCACUUGAGAGAGGAGAACGUCAAACUGGAGGUCCUGUUGUUGAAAAAGGAGAAGGAAACGGAACUGCUGAAGGAGCAGCUCAGCUUCCUUUUUCAUCGACAUCAAAAAAGCAAUUCAAGUUGCUCUCUUAAUCCUGGGGUUUGCCAACAAAAGCCUCUUUGCUCAGAGGUGAAACUCAAAGAGAGGAAAACGGGAGAGAAGUAUAAGGAUUCAAAGCCCAAAUCUACUGGGAAAUUUACAGAGAUCAAAGUUGGUAACACAAGACUGAGGCAGAUGGGAUCCAAUGAAGAGAGUGAAAUUUACAAGGAAAAGGAAGAAAUUGGAACCAAUCAUUUUCAAGAACAUGAGAAACACUGCAGAGAAGAUAUGUCUCCGGAACCAGAACGAGCAGAAAUUUCAUUGCAGGAGCAAGCUGAGGCUGCUUCAGUGACAUUGCACUCUCCUAAAGAAGAAAUAAAAGAAGUUAAAGAGGUACGCAUUAAUCCUCAUACUUCUAACGAACAAAAUGGCUUGCAAGAGGAUGCUGCAAUUUCUGGCAAAUUCACGUCCCCUGAACCAUCAUUUAUAAGAGAAGCAUACUGUUGGAAGACAUACGUUCAUACUUUUGGUGUCUCGUACAACAUCAAGAGGUUGAAACAGCAACAACUUGUUCUCGAGAAGUUGGCUGGAUUACUGACUAAUAAACAGUUAGCAAACAUGGAUACAAUAAAUACUGGUGGAAUUGGAGCUGAAGACAGAAAGAUUGAUGAGGACAAACAAAACAUGAAAGGCUUCUUCCUAAUGAAAUCUUUGCUACACAAACAAGUGAAAAGAUACCAGUCACUGGAAGAGAAGACUGAUGACUUGUGCAAUAGAAUGGAGGACAACUACCAGUUAGGAAGCAGAAGAGACUCACAAGGUGUUAGAACAAAGGAGCAAUCUGAGACACUUAUGUGCUAUCUAGAAGAAACAUUUGAACUACAAAAGUGUGUUGUGGCAACAGGACAGAAGUUCACAGAAAUGCAGUCCAAAACUAAUUCUAUCUUUUCUGGAGCUGAUGCACAUGAUAAAUCUAUAGGCUUCAACUUGAGGCAGUUUGCUGAUAUCAUUAGAACUAUCUUUGAGCAAGUUCAGAAAGGUCUUGAGUUGAGAAUAGCUCGGAUGAUUGGUCAACUAGAGGGGAAGUUAGCCUGUGAUAGCAUUCUUCAUAGGUGAGGAAGAAUACUACUGCUCACUUGCAGGGUCAGUCAUAUAUUUUCAUGAUCAAUACAUUAGACAUAGAUGAAUAAGAAGAUAUACAUGCAUCUUUCAAA
This is a messenger RNA of Zingiber officinale, 2478 nucleotides long. RefSeq names its product myosin heavy chain, skeletal muscle-like. The transcript is spliced from 3 exons. NCBI's taxonomy places the organism in Eukaryota, Viridiplantae, Streptophyta, Magnoliopsida, Zingiberales, Zingiberaceae. The record is from RefSeq and is a predicted model, not a curated record. The coding region runs from base 92 to 2380 and encodes 762 amino acids.